AUGGGAUAUCGUGUUAUUGAUACAGCUAGUUCCAAACGAUUCCAUCGAGAGAAAGAAGACGGUAACGCCAUAUCCAGAUUUUUAGCGAAUAAUGAAAAUAUCGCAUGUCGUGAGGCACUCUUCGUUGUCUCCAAAUUCGCAACUCCGUCCGAUCAUGAGAAGCCGUUGCCAUACGAAGUCGCCGACGAUAUACCAAGCCGCAUCUUAAGGAGCGUGCUUUGUAGUGCGAACAAUCUACAUAUAGAUGUGAUAGACGCCUAUUUUCUUCAUACUCCUCUACGAACGCAUACAGAUACCUUAACAGCAUGGCGAGCCCUAGAGCGCCUUGUGAAGCAGGGUGGGGUCCGUUAUUUGGGUAUAUCCAACGUGAGCUACGUGCAGCUCAAACAGCUCUACAACGCAGCCGAGAUCAAACCAACAUUCGUGCAAAAUUGGUUUCGGAAGGAAAGCCAGUACGACGGCAAAGUAAUGGCGUUUUGCAGAGACAAUGACAUCGUCUAUCAGAUAUUUGGCUUGUUUGACAAAGCCAACGAGGAGCUUCUCCAAAGUGAGCCUGUCCAGCGGCGCGCGCAAGAGAAAUCCCUUAGUUUACACCAAGCCCUGUUGCAGAUGCUUGUUGGAGGCGCAGCGCACCAUGGGCUUCGACUAGGUUUCUUGGAUGGAUCAACGAACCUACAGCAUAUGCGUGAUAACCUGUCCGCCGUGAGGCAGAAGCUCGACGACUUGGAGAUACAAGAUCUUGAAAUGUUUUGGCAGCUUAUUGGUUGGUCUAAGUCAUAUUGA
Messenger RNA from Trichoderma aggressivum f. europaeum, 783 nucleotides. RefSeq lists its product as uncharacterized. Gene Ontology annotation, molecular function: aldose reductase (NADPH) activity. Bases 1 to 783 code for a protein of 260 amino acids. The transcript has a single exon. The record is from RefSeq and is a predicted model, not a curated record. NCBI's taxonomy places the organism in Eukaryota, Fungi, Ascomycota, Sordariomycetes, Hypocreales, Hypocreaceae. Gene Ontology annotation, cellular component: cytosol.